This is a messenger RNA of Aphanomyces astaci, 1100 nucleotides long. RefSeq lists its product as hypothetical. The coding region runs from base 19 to 903 and encodes 294 amino acids. NCBI's taxonomy places the organism in Eukaryota, Oomycota, Saprolegniomycetes, Saprolegniales, Verrucalvaceae. The record is from RefSeq and is a predicted model, not a curated record. The transcript has 3 exons.
GGUGUUUCCAUACACGCGAUGGCCGCACCGGUGGCCGCUGCCACGGCGGACGACGACGCAUAUGCAGACCUGUACGAGAAGUUCACGUACCUGCAGCAACAAACAAAUCGUUUGGCAGCGGCGUACACUCUCGCCACGCAAGACUUGGACACCCUUCAUGGAGACAACAAGAUCCUCAAGGAUAAGUUGCUCCAAAUACGUGUGCGGCGGCGGAAUCUCGCGGCGCAGGCCCAGGCCACGAUGGGUGCCAACAUGAAUGCCAAGGCGCUGUUCUGUCGUCGUAAUCGGCGUGUCCUUCGGAAGCAGUUUCCUCUCAUUUCGAGGGAGCAACUGUCGGUAAUCGUCGCGGACGAAUGGGAGUCCCUGCCACCGGAUGCUUCCGAGCAAUGGCAGCGCGAAUUCAUGUCGUACGUUCCCCAACCGGUACCGAUGGCCGUGAAAGACGAGGUGGUGGCAUCGCGAGCAUCUGGCUCCUCGUCCGUGCCUUCCUCCUCGACGCCUGCGAUGGCGGACACGACUACUCCAUUGAAGAAAGCCCCUGCCAAGUCCCGUCGAAAGCCACCGGCCAAGGCGACCACACCAGCAGCCACUCCGGACGAUGUAGUUCCCAAGCCUAAAUCGAGGCGAGCCACCCCCAAGAAGAAGGCGGAGACCGCUCCUGCUGCGUCCGACAAGAAGCCAGCAAAGAAACCCCGCCCGUCUCCGGCCAAAACGACCAAAGCUACCCCAAAGCGAACCACCCAGCCUAAGGCCAAAGUGGCAAAGCAGACUUCGCCAGCCAAAAAGAAAGAUAUCGCGGUGGCCAAGGACUCGGACUCGGACUCGAACAACAGCAGCAUGGCGCCCAGCGACGACGACAGCGACGACAACCUGAUGAAUUUGCCCACUGGGGCGUUUGGUUAGGUUAGUUUUAACUGAUGCAUGACCCGCUGGAUGCUGUCGGAGCGGAAGCGCAGCGCAAGUCGCGCCUCGAUUUCAUUGCGGGGCAUGUGAUCUCGGAUGCUGUCGUACUCCAACACGUCCGAUGCCUUUGCCAAGUUCACCAACAGCACAAUCUAACACCACCCCAAGUAUAAGAUAUAUAUAUAUAUAUAUAUAUA